Molecule: messenger RNA, 369 nt
Organism: Necator americanus (New World hookworm)
Lineage: Eukaryota; Metazoa; Nematoda; Chromadorea; Rhabditida; Ancylostomatidae
Exons: 3
Coding region: 1-369 (122 amino acids)
Source: RefSeq, a predicted model, not a curated record
AUGCCGAGAUUCAAAGACAGUCGAACAUGGGCAAUUAUGUACACAAUUGCAAAAAGUGACCGAUUGUGGUGUCAACAGGGCGGCCUUAAGUUAUAUUCACCGAAACAGUGUCCUGCACAAACACUAGAAUGCUUCAAGUACACUUGUGAUGCGGAGCAAGCGGAAUUUGUCGCACGAGGUUGUGGAGUAUCUCUUCUCACAAGAGCAGCUGGCCUUCCCAACGAAAGUUGCUACCAAGCCAUCUCCGUCUGUGAAAAAGUUGGCGGUAAGGGGACUUGUUUCACGUGUAACGACCAACACAUGUGUAAUCCUGCCCCUGAGCUUCCUCUGUUGAUCGUGGCACUAUUGAUUGUAAUUGUGCGAAUAUGA